Molecule: messenger RNA, 3186 nt
Organism: Adineta ricciae
Lineage: Eukaryota; Metazoa; Rotifera; Eurotatoria; Adinetida; Adinetidae
Source: the annotation of a GenBank genome assembly
AUGAAAUUCGCACAGGAUUGGUUGUCAACUUACCAAAUGAAUGAUCAAAGUGUUCUCGCUGACAUUGAAUGGCAUCGUUAUCUUAAUACUUAUUCGAUUACAAUGAGUUCUUGCCAUCAAAUUAGUGAAAUGAAUAAUAUUACUGAUCGCCAUGAAAACAAUCAUACUGAUGAUCAUUUACAGCAGGUCUCAGUUGAUCAACAGAUCAAUUCCUUGAAAAAACAGCUCGAAAUUGAAUUGAAAGUGAAAACAGGUGCUGAAUCGAUUUUGAAUACAUACACUGGUCAAAAGAAAGAGACCUACCGUAAAAUGUGUGAUGAAGCUCAAAUUGUUCUGAAAGAUGCCAAAGCUAAAGCUGAUUUUCUUCGCAUGCAAAUCAAACGAUUAGAGAACGGUUCCCAUGAUCCUUCCUCGAACAACGUUUUGUCUGGCAACGGAAAUGACCAAAAUCCCAUCCAACAGCGAAUUCAUGCACUUAAGAAACAACUCGAAAUCGAAUUGAAAGUUAAAGCUGGCGCUGAAACGCUUUUACAAACAUAUAGUGGCCAAAGAAAAGAAUCUUCGAGGAAAAUGUGCGAUGAAGCACAAAUUCUUUUAAAAGAUGCGAAAGCUAAAGUGGAAUACAUUCGUUUGGAAAUCAAACGUUUGGAAACAGAUUUAUUGUCACCUAAAAGUACAAUUAAUGCCAAAGAAAAUAACUAUGCCAACGAUCAAUCAUUGUGGCCAUCGGAACAAUCUAUUCAACAAUUAGAACAUCAUUUAACUAUUGAAACGACAAUGAAAAAAGGCGGUGAAAAUGCGGUGAAAGUUCUUAAACAGACAGGAGCGAAGAAAGAACUUCUUGCCGAAGCGCAUCAAAGUUUGUUCGAAUCGAAACAACGCAUCGCAUUGCUCGAAGAAGCAUUAAGAAGAAGAUAUAAGAAAAGAAAUGAAAACAAUUCCAACCGACAUGUAUCUCCACUGUACAACGACAUGAUAUUAAAACCGGCAGCUGUUACCGGCAAACUUCAAGUUCGAUUACUUGGAUGUCAGGAUUUAUUUGAAGAGGCACUUCUCCCAGCAGUAACAAAACGCGACAGUUUUGGUUCGAGUCCAGAUGCUAAAUAUAAAACUUUACGUGGAAAAAGCGAAUUAUCAAAUGAAAUCAAUGCUAUUUUACGUGUUGACAAUGUUCGAACCGUGGAAACUGGCUAUCGACCAUGUAGCCAACAAGCGUGGGAUCAACGUUAUACGAUCGAACUUGAUCGAGCGCGUGAACUGGAAAUCAAUAUUAUCUGGCGAGACUAUCGUAACAUGUGUGCGAUACGUUUUCUUCGACUUGAAGAUUUUAUCAAUCCCAAUAAUGAAAUCAGCGGAAUGAUUAUUCAUUUAGAGCCGCAAGGCGUUCUGUUUGCCGAUAUUAAAUUUAUUAAUCCAUUGGUUAAACCAGCACCGAAAUUGAAACGACAGAAGAAAUUGUUUACAAAACGAAAAGGAAAAAACUUACCACGUCCAUCGCAUAUGCGUAUUGAUGUUACUUUAUGGUAUCGUUUAAUUACAAAGGGUGUUAUAACACCCAACUGCUAUGAUGGAAACUCGACAAUAUCAUCAUCACUUCCAACAUCACCUACACCAUCCCACUAUGUUCAACAAGACAUUCAACAGCCGGAUGCACUUCGUUCAACUGAAAGUGCACCAUUUACCCCCACAUAUCCACAAUUUGAUGAGGAGACGUCGCCCAUUCAUUCCCAUUAUGUUCGCCCAAACCAAGCAACAAAACAACUCUCAGUUCCAACUGAAAUGUCUACAAAUGGUUCAUCAUUCAUUUGCGAAAACAAUAAUAAUAAUAAUAAGAACAUCGGGAAAGCCCUUCCACCUCCUGUCGCUCCCAAACCAUCAUGGCCUCGACAAACAAGUACAGUAGCAGCUAUAGCAGCUUCAGCUGCAGCAGCAACAGCUACUGUUCCACCAUCAUCAUCGUCAUUAUCCACCCCACUUCCAUCUUAUAUUCAGCCAACUGAGGAGAGUAAAACAAUCUAUGAAUUGCCACGCUCAAAUGUCGUUAGUACUGAACGUCAACCUUCAUUGAAAUUCAAUCGAUCUUCCUCGAUGAAUCAAAUAUCAACGAAUAUUGCUCAAUUACAAGAAAUUGUUCCAACGAGAAACAAAUCGCUCAGUAUUCCUGACUCAAGAUUUCCAAAAGGCGUUCAUAUCGAUACAUUUCGUCUUGUUAGUGUUCUGGGCCGUGGCCAUUUUGGUAAAGUUAUCUUGUCUGAAUAUCUUCCGCGUCGUGGCGAUUACUAUGCUUUGAAAGUAUUGAAAAAGGGAGAUAUUUUAGCACGUGACGAAGUCGAAUCAUUAAUGUCAGAAAAACGAAUCUUUGAAGUGAUCAAUCGUAGUCGUCAUCCAUUUCUAAUCAAUCUCUAUUCUUGUUUUCAAACGCGUGAUCACGUUAUCUUCGUGAUGGAAUAUGCAUUUGGAGGCGAUUUAAUGAUGCACAUUCAUCAGGAUGUUUUCGAUGAACAACGAGCAUGUUUUUAUGCUGCUUGUGUCGUACUUGGCCUGGAAUUUUUACACCAAAAUAAAAUCGUGUAUCGAGAUCUUAAACUUGACAAUUUACUUUUGGAUCGAGAAGGUUAUCUUAAAAUUGCCGAUUUUGGUCUCUGCAAGGAAGGUAUUGGUUAUGGUGGAACAACCAGUACAUUUUGUGGUACACCUGAGUUUUUGGCACCUGAAGUUCUUACGGAAUCAUCGUAUACACGAGCUGUUGAUUGGUGGGGUUUAGGUGUAUUGAUUUAUGAAAUGUUAGUUGGAGAAUCUCCGUUUCCAGGUGAUGAUGAAGAAGAAGUUUUUGAUUCAAUUGUAAAUGAUGAAGUCAAAUAUCCUAAAUUUCUCUCUGUGGAAUCAAUCACCAUUAUGAAACGGCUUCUUCGCAAAAAUGUUUCACAUCGAUUGGGUGCAGGCGAACAUGAUGCUGCUGAUGUUAAACGACAAUCUUUUUUUAAAAAUAUCGUUUGGGAAGAUUUACUUUCAAAAAAAACCAAACCACCUUUCGUUCCUACUGUUCGAAGUGCUGAUGAUGUAUCAAACUUUGAUACGGAAUUUACAUCAGAAGAACCGAUCUUAACACCAGCCAAAGAUCCUCGUCCAAUUCGUGAUGAAGAUCAGACAAAUUUUACUGGCUUUGAUUAUGUUAAUGAAUGGUAA